AUCCUCCUCCCGCCGCCGCCGAGAGGCAGCUUCGCAGCAGCUUUUCCUUUCCUUUUUUUUGGUGAUUUUCCCUUUUUUCCCCUCGCUGGACACGGCACAGCCAGGAGCAGCGCGGAGCCGGCGCCCAGGCGCCAGGAGAGGCUGAGCAAUGGCUGAAGGAGACAUCACCACCUUCAGUGCCCUGACAGAAAAGUUCAACCUUCCCCCAGGCAACUACAAGAAGCCCAAACUCCUCUACUGCAGCAACGGAGGCCACUUCCUGCGGAUCCUCCCAGACGGCAAAGUGGAUGGGACCAGGGACCGCAGCGACCAGCACAUUCAGCUCCAGCUAAGUGCAGAGAGCGUGGGAGAGGUGUACAUAAGGAGCACCCAGUCUGGCCAGUACCUGGCAAUGGACCCCAAUGGGCUGCUCUAUGGCUCACAGUUACUGGGUGAGGAGUGCCUGUUCCUUGAGAGGCUGGAGGAGAACCAUUACAACACCUACGUCUCCAAAAAGCACGCGGACAAGAACUGGUUUGUAGGGCUGAAGAAGAACGGGAACAGCAAGCUGGGGCCACGGACUCACUACGGCCAGAAAGCCAUCCUCUUCCUCCCACUGCCUGUCUCAGCUGACUAAACCCUACCCUGGGAGCUCAGAGAUGACCCUGAACCCCAAAUGCCACCUUUCCCCUCAUUCUGUCUUUGGCUCAGAGCCAAACAUUAGAGCUCCAAGCUUUAGGCAAAGGCUUGACCCAAAAUAGACAACGCAGAAUAAACUUGUUCUGCAUGAAGCUUUGCAGAGAUGAGGGGGCAGCCUCCACACCCCACAAGGUCCAUCAGAACCCCUCAGGGUCCACCAACACCCCCAAGGUCUAUCAGUACCCCCAUUCCCCUUGCCCUCUGCAUGGUGCCUGCCAUGACCAUGCUGCCCAGAACUCCUGGGGACAUCACAAACCUGCCCAGGGGCAGGCACCCAGAAAUGGGGCCAAGGGCACCCCAAGGACAUUCCAGUUACUGUCCCCAGCUAUUCUGAGGUAAAGCCUCCUGUAUUAACAUUUAUCCAUCUAAAUAUGUAGCUUCUAACAUGCCCUCCAGGUUGCACCAUCAGCCACAGUACUGGUGCUGCAGA
This is a messenger RNA of Dryobates pubescens (Downy woodpecker), 1108 nucleotides long. RefSeq names its product fibroblast growth factor 1 (gene FGF1). The record is from RefSeq and is a predicted model, not a curated record. The transcript is spliced from 4 exons. Gene Ontology annotation, biological process: cell differentiation; positive regulation of cell population proliferation; positive regulation of protein phosphorylation. The coding region runs from base 149 to 616 and encodes 155 amino acids. Lineage: Eukaryota; Metazoa; Chordata; Aves; Piciformes; Picidae. Gene Ontology annotation, molecular function: fibroblast growth factor receptor binding; growth factor activity. Gene Ontology annotation, cellular component: cytoplasm.